Molecule: messenger RNA, 3537 nt
Organism: Pipistrellus kuhlii (Kuhl's pipistrelle)
Lineage: Eukaryota; Metazoa; Chordata; Mammalia; Chiroptera; Vespertilionidae
Gene: KLF11
Product: Kruppel like factor 11
Exons: 4
Coding region: 166-1632 (488 amino acids)
Biological process (GO): regulation of transcription by RNA polymerase II
Molecular function (GO): DNA-binding transcription factor activity, RNA polymerase II-specific; RNA polymerase II cis-regulatory region sequence-specific DNA binding
Source: RefSeq, a predicted model, not a curated record
CUCCCGCGCCGCCGGGGCCGCCGGACAGAGCGGCGGGCGGGCGGAGGCGCGUGCGGGUCCCGGGAGCUCCGGCCGCGGAGCCGCCUUCGCCGCGCACGUGCGGCCGCCGCCGCGCCCGGAGCACCCGCCCCGUCGGCGCCUCGUGGCGUCGGGGCGGCGGGCACCAUGCACACGCCGGCCGCCGCGGGUCCCGGCGAGGCGCGCGCGGUAGACCUUGCGGACAUAUGCGAGUCCAUCCUGGAGCGGAAGCGGCAUGACAGCCAGGCUGCGUGCGGCCUCUUGGAGCUGAAUGACAUCGAAGCCGUCGAGGCUCUUGUCUGCAUGAGCUCCUGGGGUCAGAGGUCCCAGACCGGCGACCUCUGGAAGGUCCGACCCCUCACACCCGUGUCUGACUCCGGGGAUGUCGCCACCACCCCCCUGCUGGCGGACGAGGCCAUGCCGGAGCUGCCGAAGGACUUCCCCGCCUUGUCCACGCUGUGCAUGACUCCGCCUCAGAGCCCGGACCUCACCGAGCCGCUGACGAGACCACAGGUUCCUUCCCACCCGCCUGAUGCCAAAGCCGCCAGCGCCCCGAGCCGGAGGGCCGAGAGGAGCCUGCCCCCGGGUUCGAAGCCAGAGCUGCUGGAGCCGGCGCCUGGCGCCCCCUGCAGGGCUGAGGUGGCCAGUGCCGCCCCCCACGCCCUGGGGAGUCCGGCUCCCGGCCUCGUUGCUGCCACCCCGCCUCCGGACCGCAGGGGAGGGGCUCCGCUGCACGGACACGUGGGAGCUCUGCGGGACCCACACCUCGGAGACCCUUCUCUCGCCUGGAACCCGGGGCCCUGCCCGCCUCGCCCCAAGAAGUCUGGGGACCCGGGCCUCCCCGACCAAGGCCAGCAGGCAGGGCGGCCGGCUGCAGUGCCACCCCGCUCACCAAAGAACGAUGAGGAGGACCUGCCUCUGCCCUCUGUCCCCGCCCCCAGCCCUCCCGUCCUUUGCCACAUGGUGCCCGUGACCGGACAGAGUGCCGUGCUGCCGGCGUUUCUGAAGGCCCCUGCCCCGGCGCCCACCGGACCUGGCACAGCCAUCCUGCCCCAGGCUGCCCCCGGGCCCCCGCCCGUGCUCAUGGGCCCGGCCGUGCCCCAGGGAGCCAUGAUGCUGGUGCUGCCCCCGCCCGCCUCCGGCGCCCCCGCGGGCGUCGUGGCUGCGGGCGGUGCCAGGCUGCUGCCUCUCGCCCCGGCCCCCGUGUUCAUCGCCGGCGGCGCCCCUCCGGCUGACUUCUCCCGGAGGAGGAACUACCUGUGCAGCGUCCCCGGCUGCCGCAAGACCUACUUCAAAAGCUCCCACCUCAAGGCGCACCUCCGCACCCACACAGGGGAGAAGCCGUUCGGCUGCAGCUGGGACGGCUGCGACAAGAGGUUCGCGCGCUCGGACGAGCUGUCCCGCCACCGCCGCACGCACACCGGCGAGAAGAAGUUCGCCUGCCCCGUGUGCGCCCGGCGCUUCAUGCGCAGCGACCACCUGACCAAGCACGCCCGGCGGCAUGUGGCCGCCAGGAAGCCGCCGGGCUGGCAGGCCGAGGCCGGCAAACCGAGCAGCAUCGCCGUGGCCGAGGCGCCCCGCAGCCCGCUGGCGAGCCGGCCGGCCGAGGCCUGAGGGCGGCGGGGCGUGCCCGCGGGCACUCCCAGGAGGACAGCCUGCUGCUGGUCUCUCCCCCAGCCCCGGUCCCUGUCCUGGGGGCUGGGAGAGCGGAGGCUGGCUCUGAGGAGCGUCCGUUACCGGUUCUCUGUUUGGCUGAGACCCUGUUCCGUGUCUUUUGUAGUUUCAGAAGUUUUUUGAGGGAAUGGAAGAAAAUUUUACGAUCUCAAAUCACCAGCAUUCAAACGUGUCAGCAAUAAAUUUUACAAUACCUGGAUUUUUUUUACAGCCUUUCUAUGCACGUUUUGUAGAGCUGAGGCAGGGUCUGACUUUGUACUGUUUUUUUAUGAAAAGGUUUAUAUUGUUGUUGCUCCGAUCACCAGUUUCUAGAUCGAUGGUUUUGCAGUCUUUCCAAUGGUUCACGUUUGUAUGAGAACCCUUCAGCCGGGAAAAAUAAUCACACGUCUGUGACCGGGCCUUUUAGCGCGAAGAAUGUUUUAGGGUCGGAGCUGGUGGGCAGGGUCCUUAGAGACACGGGGAGAGAAGCAGGCAGCCCCCUCAGGCAGCCAUCCCUUUGCCGCUGUGGCCCGAGGAUCAAGGUUUUGGUUGCGUAGAACGAGUCGCCUGUGUCUGCGGUGUGACUUGUGCAGGAUGUACCCAGAGGAUGACUGAAACACACUCCACAGACAGACAGACACCCUGUGGUUGGGGCCUGUAGGCUCCGUCUGCUCUGUGGAGAGCACGGCAUUCGCAGUUCCCUGUUUGCACCUCAAACUCCGGGGGGAAAAGAAGAAAAAAGGUAACAUAGCGCAGCUGCCCGCCAGCCGUUGGGGGCUCAUGUGCCUGGUCCGCAGCACUUUGUGGGCAGAGGCCCUGCUUAGAGCGGCAGGGAGCAGCCUCACUGCGGGAGGAGCUUCCCACCCAGCACAGCUCUGAGCUGGGCACACCCAGGCGCAGGCUGCGUGCCGGCGGCCAGCCAGGCCUGGCUCCUUGGUGAUGGGGAACCUGAGGAAACGCAUGUGACGCUGAACGGCCGUGGUGCCACCAGCUGCCCCUUCACUCGUGGUGUGUGAUCACGGGAAACUCCGUGCAGAGGGGGUGUUUGCAGUUCAGUUGGAAGUAGACCCUGGGCACCAACCUUGAGGCUGUGGGCACAGGCCCUCGCCCCACAGCGCCUGCCCUGGGGGGCGCUGGGAGUCCAGGCCGCAGAACGCGAGGAGGCACGGAGGGGAGGGCAGGGCGGUGUCCCUGGCCCGGUGUGCAGAGUUCGCCUUUGCCCCUGGGGCCUGGCAUUCACCUUCGUUAGGGGGAUGUGAUAAAUAGGAUGUUCGUGCCCAAGAACAACCAUCAGAUGUUACAGCGCUGGCCCUUUCUCCUCCCACUCGGACCUUCAAACCAGCACGAACACCCCACGUGCAUGUCCGAGGCGGCAGUGCACCUGGUAUUUCCCUUCCUUACACACAAGGUCAGUCCUGCCAGGGUGGCGGGGACCCCACAGGAGGUGUUUCAUCCUCUGAGCAGCGUCGUCUGAGCUGCCGGAGGUUUUGACGAGCACUCCCUGGUCAGACGUAGCAGUGCCUCCCGGAGAUGCUUCCUUUGCCUCUGUCUGUCCCCGAAGGGCGGGCAGUUGGGAAACAGUUUUGUCUGAAGCAUUCUGUCCUGAGAGCCACCCUCGGUUGGUUCCGUGUGGGGUUCCGAAUGGAGCCCUGCGGGGCCUCCCAGUGCCCUUGACUUCCUGAGCGCUCCCUUGAUUGUUGUUGACUCUGAGCCUUUUAAGUGGUUUCAGUAAUAAAACUUGCAAUGUCUUGGAAUUGUGUUUCCUGUACCACCAGACUUUGACUUGUUAUUUAAAUGAAUAUGUGUGUUGUAACUUUUUUCUUUGAAUCGUAUAAAAUCCUGUAAAACGCCUUUGAUUUGCAAACU